GUUCUACAAGUUUCCACCUUCUCUGAGCCAAUAUAAAUUGGCGACCAGGCUGACAGACUCUAGAGAGGCUGCAAAAUGAGGUGGACCAUAGCUUGUGACACACGUCUCCUUCUUGUGGUUUGCCUGAUGGCCACAGACACACUCGCAGGGUACGGAUGCUGUCGCAGAUACACGACGCAAAAGAUACCUUUCCCUGAAAUCAGAGGCUUCUCGGUCCAGACCAUGAAGGAGUUUUGUUCCAUCAAUGCCAUCAUAUUCCACACGAAGAAGAAAGGGAAACGGUGCACAGACCCCACUCAGGACUGGGUGAUGGACUAUGUUGAAAGGCUGGGACCAGAAGCAUUAAUUGUUCACCACAGCAGAAGAGAGGACGUUCUCCAGAUAAUAAAAGGAUGGAUGGAAGCCUUGAAGAAUGCUGCUGUAUAAAAUGUACUUUACUUUCCUUUAUCAUAUUUUUGUACCGUUUCUCUGCAAUAAA
Messenger RNA from Synchiropus splendidus (mandarinfish), 478 nucleotides. RefSeq names its product chemokine (C-C motif) ligand 20a, duplicate 3 (gene ccl20a.3). Gene Ontology annotation, cellular component: extracellular region. The transcript is spliced from 4 exons. The coding region runs from base 76 to 426 and encodes 116 amino acids. Gene Ontology annotation, molecular function: CCR chemokine receptor binding; chemokine activity. Gene Ontology annotation, biological process: cellular response to tumor necrosis factor; monocyte chemotaxis; positive regulation of ERK1 and ERK2 cascade. NCBI's taxonomy places the organism in Eukaryota, Metazoa, Chordata, Actinopteri, Syngnathiformes, Callionymidae. The record is from RefSeq and is a predicted model, not a curated record.